GUUGACAUUGAUAUAAAUAGCCCAUGAUUUCCUCAAUUCACAAUCAACAUCGUCGCACAAGUUGAAUGCGAACUGGAAUCAACGCAUCUACAAGCAUGAAACUCUUCUUGGUACCUCUUCUUUUCGCAACUGGCGCUCUGGCUGCCAACAUGGGCAUGAGUCUGCACGGAAACGCCUAUAACUUUGGCUACGCCACUGGCGACGCAGGAGGCCACAGCAGGGCCGAAUCCGGCAGUGGUGGCACAGUCCAGGGCAGCUACAGCUACGUGGACCCCAACGGGGAUCUCCGUACUGUACAGUACACAGCCGGACCCGGAGGAUACCACGCUAGUGGUGAUACAGGAGUAGACAGGAGAACUGCUGCUGCUGCAGCUGCACUAAACGCCAUGGCUCCCAAGGCACCAGCAGCUCCGGCAGCUGCACCAGCACCAUGGUACAAUCCGAUGCCGUAUGGGGGCGUCAAUGUCGUUGCCAACCCAGUGCUUGGAGUUUCAAAUUAUGUUGCCAAGUGGUAAAAGAAGCAUUAGUUUGUUAGUCAAAUGUAAUAAAGAAAUAAUUAAAUUGAA
Molecule: messenger RNA, 566 nt
Organism: Uloborus diversus
Lineage: Eukaryota; Metazoa; Arthropoda; Arachnida; Araneae; Uloboridae
Product: adult-specific rigid cuticular protein 11.9-like
Exons: 2
Coding region: 66-515 (149 amino acids)
Cellular component (GO): chitin-based extracellular matrix
Molecular function (GO): structural constituent of chitin-based larval cuticle
Source: RefSeq, a predicted model, not a curated record